GAAAUCAUCUGAAAGAUGGACUUUUGCAGGCUCUUUGGAUUCAAACUUCUUCCUCAGCUUUCUUCUCUUCUUCCUCAGUAUCAGUUCAUGGUUAUGUUUGCUCCUCCUACGUGGCCUCGUUUUCAUCUCCUCCUGUCUCAUCUGUCUGACAAGGGCUUCAGCCAACCCUUGUUCUUCCUCCUCAUCUCCUCCUCUUCUCCGAUCAGAUCACUUGUUUCCAGCAUGUCUGAGAGGAGGUUCUGUCAGGAGGACGACUGCUCCUCUCUCCUGUCUCGGCUUGGUUCCGACUCUCCUCGGCCUCGGAUGAAGUUUGGAGGAAUGUUCUGUAACGUUGAAGGAGCUUUUGAGAACAAAACUCUGAACUUUGAGUCAUUCAGUCCACAGACACAGAGACGUCGAACCGCUCCAACCCAAACCGGAGGUCAGGAUGGAGGAGACGCAGCAACUGGGAGGACGAUGGUGUUUCCAUCUGGAACCACACGGGAAAGCUACGGCAAGAGAGAGGGUGAUCGUCUAAUCAUCAAAGGAGGAAAGAUAGUAAAUGACGACCAGUCAUUCUACGCUGACAUUUACAUCGAGGAUGGAACCGUUAGGCAGAUCGGCGAAAACCUGAUCAUCCCCCCAGGUGUAAAGACAGUGGAUGCCUAUGGUCAGCUGGUGAUUCCUGGAGGAAUCGAUGCCAACACGAACCUGCACGUUCCUCAAAAAGGCCUGAACCCAGCUGAUGACUUCUACCAAGGAACCAGAGCUGCCUUGUGUGGAGGAACCACCACCAUCAUCGAUCACGUGCUUGUGGAGCCGGGAGUUAGUUUACUGUCAGCGUUUGAUCAGUCAAGGGAGACGGCGGAGCAGAGGGCAUGCUGUGACUUCUCCUUCCACCUGGACAUCACUCGAUGGCACGAAGGGCUGUAUGAGGAGCUGGAGACACUAGUCAAAGACCAAGGUGUAAACUCCUUCCUCUUCUUUAUGGCCUACAAAGACAAAUACCAGAGCUCAGACUCUCAGCUCUACGAGGCGUUCGGGGUUCUCCGGGACCUUGGUGCCAUCGCGCAAGUCCAUGCUGAGAACGGUGACAUCAUUGAUGAGGAGCAGAAGAAACUUCUAAGUCUUGGCAUAACUGGACCUGAAGGUCAUGUUUUAUCUCAUCCUGAAGAGGUGGAGACGGAGGCUGUUUAUCGAGCGAUCACCAUUGCGAAACAGGCCAACUGCCCGCUGUACAUUACCAAGGUGAUGAGUAAAUCUGCUGCUGAUGUCAUUGCCAAAGCCAGGAAGAAAGGUAUAGUCGUGUACGGAGAACCAAUCACAGCCAGUCUGGCCACUGAUGGCUCUCAAUAUUGGUCCAAAGACUGGGCUACGGCAGCGGCCUUUGUGAUGAGCCCACCCAUCAACCCGGACCCCUCUACACCCCAGUACCUGACCUCCCUGUUGGCAUGUGGUGACCUGCAAGUGACCUCCAGUGCUCAGGCUAGUUUCUCAACAGCUCAGAAAGCUGUCGGCAAGGAUGACUUCACACUGAUCCCAGAGGGAACCAACGGCAUAGAGGAGAGGCUGUCGGUGGUUUGGGACAGAGCUGUGUCUACAGGAAAAAUGGAUGAGAAUGAGUUUGUUGCAGUCACAAGCACCAACGCUGCAAAACUCUUCAACAUUUACCCACGAAAAGGACGGAUUGCUGUCGGAUCUGACGCAGAUAUCGUCAUCUGGAACCCUAAAGAGAUGAAAACUGUUUCUGCAACAACUCACAACCUGACCGUGGAAGUGAACAUCCUGGAAGGUUUGGAAUUUCGAGGCGUUCCGACAGUGGUGAUCAGUGGCGGUCAAGUUGUCGUGGAAGAUGGAAAACUUAGUGUGACUGAAGGUUCGGGGCGCUUCGUCCCAAGAAAGGCUUUUCCUGACUUUGUCUACAGGAGGAUCAAAGCUCGUAGCAAGAUGGCGGAGGCUCGCGGAGUUCCCCGUGGAAACUACGAUGGGCCGGUUCAUGAUGUCAUCAGUAUGACUAAAUCUGUCCCACCCACUCCAACCACCAGGGGGCCCACCUGUCCUAAAAUCGUAACUGGUCCUCGAAACCUUCACCAGUCAGGAUUCACCUUAGCAGGUGCUCAGAUUGAUGACCACAUACCUCGACGCUCUACUCAGAGGAUUGUGGCACCUCCUGGUGGACGAUCCAACAUUACAUCCUUAUCUUAGAACAGAGAAAAUGGGAAAUUCUUUUAGUACCACAAAAGUACUGAAUAGUCUGUCACAACAAAAUUUUAAUGGAGCCCUUCAAGAGCCAAACUAUUGAUAUAACCUGAUAGACACAACACAUUUAGGUCUGCUGUAACAAUGAAUGUGUCCCAGAGCUGAAAUCAAACCUUUUCUACACAAUUUAUCAGUCAGUAUCUGCACUUGUUCUUUAACCCCUUAAAUUUCCAGGUUUCAUGAACACAUUGGGCUUUUGGUCCAUGGGUGGGAUGCUGGAAUGCUACGGUGUUAGCAUUUAGUCCAGAUAUAAUGGUGUUCAUCCCCAAAGCAGGCAAGUUCCAAACCCUACGAUCACAAAUCCUUUAAUAGGACUGAGCACCGCUACAGUAAUACUAAAACAUCAUUACUACAGCUAAAUAACCCCUUUAUUGCAACACAUUGCCACACAGCACAGUAACAACACAGCUCAACAGCACAGGUACCAAUUCUAUAAACCAUGUGAUGCUAAAGCUCAAAGUAUUAUUUAGACAUUUUGUUAUAUGGUCCAGUUUGGAUCAGGACCACUCUGCAGAUCUUGGUGCAACAAAACCAAACGCGCUGAUUAUUGGGAACAAAAACUUCAAUGACAAAAAAAAAAACUGUUCAAGUCACAGCCCAUGAGAACUCGUACUAAUCCAACUGUGUCUUUUUGAAUUGCAGUGGCCUUUAAGAGAAGCACUGAUUAGUUUUUAGCAUUGGCUAACAGUAAUACACCCAAAUCUCCUGGAUGUCUUGGUUUAUAAAACCUGUUUUUGUAGAGAAUCUGAGGUCCACAGGUUUUAUAAAUUGUCAAGUGUCUGCUUGGCGUAACCCAGAAUCAGUAUAACUUAUAGUAUAAAAAACAAAUAGAAAAAAAGGUACCCUGUCAAUUUUAAUAUCAUCUUAAAGGAGACAUAUCAUGAAAAAUCCACUUUUUUUAGUCUUUAAAUACAAUGUGUUUUGUAUUCUAAGUCUCCUGGUGUGCAAAAAUAAUCAAACUAGUUACUUCAGGUGAUAAUUUGAAGUUCUAGAAUAAAGUUUAGCUAAAUGUAUGGUCAUUUGAUCCGCAUGCCUCUCUGAACUGCCCCUCACUUGCGUGUGCCUCACUCCUAACGCACGAGAGUUGGCAGUCCCGGAGCACAGCUGGGUGGACAAAUCUCCCCACAUGUUUUAAAAAUGCAAAUAUGUUUCUUUCUCUAUAAAACUACGAAACUGUGGAGGGGGGUAGGUUUGCAGCUCUUCAGAUUUAAAGAGACAGUACCAAAAUGGCUCAUUUUCACACUCUGCUCAGAAUAAGGGUGAAGGAGGGGUCUGUAGAGCAACAGGUAUUAGGAAAUCAGACCCAAGAAUGGCUCUUCCGUUAUAUUUGGACCCCAACUGAAUGAUUUAGUUAACGGAAGAACUUAAAAGCAUGAUAUGUCUCCUUUAAAACGAGUAUACUUCAGGGUGGAAUGUCGUUCAUCCAAUUCCAAAUGGAAAAAACUCAAACAAAAAAAAGGUCAAGCUAAAUAAAAAAAGUUAGAAAACGAUAGUGAGCAGUAAUGCUUAGCUCUGUUGACAUAUUUAUUUCUUCACAUAGAACAUCUUCUGCUUUUAUUAAACUCACUCACCCUUCUACACCACCACUUCAUUACGUAAUAAUAGUCGUUGUUACCACCAUUUGACAACUAAACCCCUCCCACUUCAGUUAAAAGUGAUUCCAUCCUGUUACAGCUGGUGACUCAUUUCCUGUCACAUCUUCUAAAUAGUUCACACUCAUCAGUCGUGUCAGCUGAAGCAUGCAUGUAAAUGAGUUCAAUCACAACCAAUAACGUUGCUCCGUUUGCAGCUGUCUUAUUACAGCUGACGAUGAAAGUUCUUCCCCUUUGAUCCCUUAAACCAUCCUGCUUGUCCUUAAUAACAGGUUAACUUCAUCUCCUAGAUAUUGAUGGUGCUAAUUAACACAACGGUAGCCUACCAGUAGCAAUCCUGUCUGAACUCAGAACAUCAUUCCAUCCUGUCAUUUAGAGUCAUCGACAUCAUGUGACCUAGCAGCUUUUCACGCCACAGCUGCAGUCACGUGUUUUUUUUUUAUUUUUAUUUAUAUGUUUUUUAAGAAUUCAUCUUCGUCCUGUAUUUAUAACACUUUUUAUAUCUUGAAUGUGACAAUGUAAGUGUUAGGAUUGUCGGUUAUGUUUACUCCCAGCACCGGUUCCUACUGAUGACCUCAGGUCGUUUCAGUCAUGCUCUUGUCUACGUGUUACAGAGCAGACUGAUAGCUCCAUCCACAUUAACCCUCCAACAGUCCCUUCCCAUUGUUGAGGGGAGGUAAGACAGAGAUGUGAAUUUUAAGUCCUUUUUCCACAGAUGUGAUCAGAAAAGGCUGACGUUUAUUCAGACUGAGGUCUUCAUCAGGAUGAUGUUGUGAUGCAAUCAUAACCCCUGACUGUAUAGAAACGAUGGGCGGAGCUGCCUUCUUUUACAGGUGAAGCCAACAAUAACAAAACUUAAAUAUUAUAAAGGCACUGGUGCCCACUGGAGGCAUCAGCCAUCUUUUUGUCUGGCUACCGUAACCAUGCCCACUUUUCUAUACAGUACUACAAGUAGCGUAGGUGUUGGCUUCCCUGUUCAUGCAGCACACAGCAGCCAUGUUGGUGUCCAAAUGUUCCUAUGGAAUCAAAUCAAGAUGGCGAAGACAACGUGAAGGAUGUGAGAAGUUACAGUCCAACAUGAGUGACACAUCCACAGAAUAAUUCCACUCUUGGCUUCCAACACGGCUGCUGAAUGGUUGCCGGUUGUCUCUGUCCUCACAGUAGCACUAGAGCAGAAAGAAAAAUGUGAAGUGUGUGUUCGGUAAUUAAACUGUGUUUAAGGAGGGUUACUAUGGCAACAGUGCAUCUGGUGUAGUUGUUUCUGUGGUGGCUCAAGCUUGUAGUUGCAUGAAUAAAUUGAAAAAAAAAAAAAAAAAAAACGG
Molecule: messenger RNA, 5152 nt
Organism: Nothobranchius furzeri (turquoise killifish)
Lineage: Eukaryota; Metazoa; Chordata; Actinopteri; Cyprinodontiformes; Nothobranchiidae
Gene: dpysl4
Product: dihydropyrimidinase like 4
Cellular component (GO): cytoplasm
Molecular function (GO): hydrolase activity, acting on carbon-nitrogen (but not peptide) bonds
Source: RefSeq, a predicted model, not a curated record